Bacidia gigantensis is the source of this 2346-nucleotide messenger RNA. RefSeq lists its product as uncharacterized. The record is from RefSeq and is a predicted model, not a curated record. Gene Ontology annotation, molecular function: protein binding. NCBI's taxonomy places the organism in Eukaryota, Fungi, Ascomycota, Lecanoromycetes, Lecanorales, Ramalinaceae. The transcript has a single exon. The coding region runs from base 1 to 2346 and encodes 781 amino acids.
AUGGAUUCCCUGAGGAAAGACGCGAGGAGUAGACAAUGGGAAAAAGUCAUCGGAGACGCCAAAGACCAGAUCGCAGCCACAGAGGCGGAACAAGAACGUCGUCUCAAGGCUCUGGUCGAUACGACCAAAGAAGAAAACUCUACGCCAAAAGAACUUCCUCCGUCGACACCAGAUUUGUAUUGGGAUACAACUUGGUCGACUGUACUUGACUGGUGCUCAGCACAAGACGCUGAGAGAUACUCUGCUGGCUUUCAAGGUUGGCAGGGCAUGCCGUUGCAUUUCCUUAAAAGUCGUACUCAAUUUGAACUACAAGUAAUACUCAACCAUGAAAGCAUCCUUCACAAAUUUUACGGCGGCCCAAACUGUGAAGAAUUGGUACCCAAUCCACAGGGUUAUGCUCUUACCAAAAAGAAGAUGCGCACGUUGGAAUGGUCAAUCCUCAAGCUUACCAUCCAACUCCUGAGCCACUGUCCCUCUAUUGAUGAAAACCAUACCAUUGUACAAAAGCAUUACGGGAAGACCAUAGCAAAGACUGUAUCAUGGGACGGUAACCGAUGGGCAGACUACCUUGAUGAGGCGAAUAGCCGUCUUGAUACGCUCCAUCACGAAGACUGUGACUCACAUAUCUACGAGACUUUCCCUUCUCCGAACGCGCCACGAUUUGUACACAGCCCAAGUGAAAAGGAGAAUGAGCUCAAAGAUUUCAAUUUCACACUAUAUGAAAUGCUUCAUGAGAUGACGUCUUUGUCACCUGCCAGCAUAUCGGAGAUAUGUGCGCGACUAUUGCGUCUAGAGAUCGCUCCAGACAUCAAUACUUACAACCUGCUUCUGAUCAGGUUCUGCCAGCUUCGAGAGUACCACUUAGUCCAUGCAAUAUUGCGUUCUCUUCGUGAAACACUGACAAGACCGAAUGAGAUAACACACGCAACGUUAUUAAGAUUUUUCGCAGUCACAAAAGAUAAAUGUUGGUUUAGGAAGUAUCUAGAUCUGAUGAAUGGUUUGCACGGUGGUCUAGUAUUAGCUUGCCCUGGACGCCCCAUUUCUACACUAUCGCGGUCGCGGUAUCAAUGGUUCGAUGGAAUCAAGACCAUCAAGAUUGCGGAGAAAUCACGCCUGAACGCGGAAGUUUAUACAUGCAUAAUUUCAGGCAUUCUACAAAUGUUCAAUCCUCAGGAGGCCAUGAUAUACUACUGUAGUAUGGUAAGUGAGGGCUGGAAGCCAACAAUGCAGCUUCUCACCGUAAUUCUGAAAAAUUGUCAGUAUCAGGGGGACUUAGACUCAGCAAACAAAAUCUGGCAAAAGAUACUGUCUCUGCAGGACCAAGGGGAGUCAAUUCGUCAAGAGGCAUAUAUCUAUAUUCUAGAUUUAUGUCACCGCUUUCGAAGCACAUCUACAUACCGACAGAUUUUCGAUGAUGGCGUGGCUUGUGGUGAUUUGUCUACAAGUUUCCGCCUCGAUGACUACCCGUCAAGCCACACCACUGAAGCAGUCAAUGCAGACUCAAGAAAGUCAGUAGACUCUGACGAGCAGCCCAGAGACCUGUCUCAAUCACAGGCAACUCUAGAAAAGGAGACUGCGCCUUUACACCUCCGCGGCAUGAGUGAUAGACCGACAAGGCAAGCCCUCACACCCACAUGUUUGCUCUGGAUAAAUUAUGGCAAAAUCGGCCUGACCACACUUUUAUCUACAUCAAAACUUGACCGCGCCUGGCCCAAAUUUCAGAAAAAGUAUCCUUACUUAAGCGAGAGGGUCGUAGUGGAUUCCAUCUCCGACCAUAAAAACAGCCAAAGCUCAAUAAGGCUUCAAUACAAGUAUUCAGAAUUGUACAGCAGCCUUGUCCAGUCGAUGCAAGAUGAGAAGGAGACUCACAACUAUGUCAUGUGGCUUCAACAGCGUUGUGCUCUGAGCAAGAAAAACGUUGAAACUCUUGUCAAAGAUGCUCAAACUUUGUUGAGGCUGAAGCGUACGUUAGUGGCAAUGAAUGAAGAAUAUGAAACCCUCUUAAGUCUCCGAAAGUCGAUAGCCGCCAUCGAGACUUCACUACAGACCAUCUCAUCUAGCCUAGCGGUAACCGCAAACGAGGUUGGCGGCCCUACUGAGGCUUCAUCAGUUCUUGAUCGUCAGAAUGCGAACAUUCAUGAUAGAUUGCAUAGUGCAGGCACUUUAGAAGUGGAUAAAGCAUAUCAAGAAUUUCGAGAGACGACAAAUCAGAUACAACCGACGGAAACGACCAAAGCUGCGUAUAACGAAGCCCUCAGUUUGCACCAUAAGCGAGUCCGCGCUUUGGUGCCACAUUGGCUGGACUCUCAGCCUCAGCCUCAGCCUAUACCGUUGGAGGCGGGUUGA